UAUCCUUGGUCAUAGAGUGGUUUGAAUUUUUCUAAUGAUUUGUUUAAUAUAAAACUGUGAAUUUAUAUAUUUUAUAUUUGUUUAAAUAUUUGAGAAAAUAUAAAUUUUUGAUAGUAUAUAAUUAAUUAAUAAUAAUAAAAAUAGUUAUAGAAUACAUUAGAAAUUUUUUAAGUGAUGAGUCAUUUGUAUUUUUUGUUUUUUUAUCUUAUUUCAUUUCUUAAAAGUAAAAUAAAUUUCACAUGUUUUAUACAGUUAGUACUUCAUUUUACCAUUAGAGAAGCUUUUACGCUUGCCCCACCAUCUCCAUAUUAUGGUAAAUUCAUUGGAAAGUUGAAUCAGUAUGACCACGGGAUUAAGGGCUCAGUUUACGCAGUAGAUGAAUCAACGAUAUUUAUCAAAGGUUUUGAAUAUGAUGGAACAGGACCAGAUGCAUACUUUUGGGUAGGAAAAACUGCGCGUCCUAGCCCAGAAGGUUAUAUUAUUCCUUACCCUGAAGAAUACAAUGGACUGAAUCCGCCUACUCUUCAAGCCCACAAUAAAACCAAUAUUAUUCUUAGACUUCCGAUGGGAAAACGUAUAAAAGAUAUAAGAUGGUUGGCUAUCUGGUGUCCAAGAUUUACGUUUGAUUUGGGCGAAGUUUUUAUUCCUGUAGGUUUGGAUGUUCCAAAACCUAGGGUUCUUCAAGAAUUCAAACGUCUAGCACAUGGUGUUCGUUCUAGUAACGUAAGUGUCCUUGAUGCGAAAACUUUCUAUGUUCCUAAUUUUCACUUUGAUGGAGAAAUUGAGUCUUACUUCUGGGCCGGAAACGGAUCUGAACCAAAUAUUAUGGGAAUAAAAGUCCCAAACGAAAUGGGUCUUUAUGAUUCUUUGAGAGCUUAUCAAGGGGAAGACAUUGAAAUUCAAUUGCCAGGUUCGCUAACUGUUCACAAUAUUGAUUGGAUAUCAAUUUGGUCAAUUAGUUAUAGACAAAACUUUGGACACGUUCUGAUACCAAAAGAUUUAUUGGAUGUUCCCCCGGCUUUAGGACAAACAAAAUUAACUCCACCAUGGUGGUACAAACCGACUACCACAACAACGUCUACAACGUCAUCACCGAAAGUUAAAAACUGUCGCACUCUCUUACCUAAACGAAUGCAAAUAAAGUGGGAAAUUGGAAGCACUUACAUUGAAAUUGAGUUAUUAGGACGAAUUCUUGAUGACCAGUUCAUGCUAUUGGGUUUUUCAAAAUCAUCUAAUGUAGAAGAAAAUGGGGCAGAUAUAGUAAUCGCUUAUUUUGAUGUUCAAUUAAAUAAUUUCGUUGUAGAGGACUACUUUAUAUCACAAUUUAGUGAAUGUGAUGGAAAGCAUGGACUUUGUCAGGACUCGUACUAUGGUGGAAAAAAUGAUAUAAUGCUAUUAACUGGUGAUCGGAAAAAUAGUACUACAAUAAUAAAAUUCAAGAGAUUACUUCAAACGAACGAACCAUUUGCUGAUGAAGAUUUUAUGAUAAAUAGCCAUAUGACGGUAUUUGGAUUUAUUGGAAUGUUAGAUUCAACUCAGAAACCUAAAUUUUCGACCAGUUUUGUAGAAGCAAUUCAAAGAGCAAUCAAGAUAAAUUUCUCACAAGCUUAUGACGAUGACUGUCGUGUUAAUUUAUACACUAUCACCGAAGAGAUUCCAAUAUGGCCUGAUAAUAUAUUACAAGAUGUUGAUACAUUUUAUGUUAGAGUUGGACCGAAUUUGGAUAAAAGAAAUAAAAUACUUUAUGGUCGGUGGUCUCUAGAGGUUGUCUAUUAUAUAAAUGGAUUAAUGGCACCUGAAAUAGUCGUUGAAAGAGGAAAAACAUAUACUUUUGUCAUUGAAACUGGAUUUGAUGAGGAAGUAUCAAAAAGGUAUUAUCCAUUUUAUAUCACAAAUUCCCCAGAGGGCAAUAUAAAAUACAAAUUACCUGAUGAAUUGAAAAAUCAUGUAUUUUACUUGGGUAUUGAAACCAGUCCUGAAGGUUAUUUAAUACCAACUGGAGUUGGCCAAUUUUGCAUAUAUACAGUAGAUUUUGAUAUACAAUUACAAGAUUUGUCAAAGAAUGAAUUAAAAUCGUCCCUUAAAGAAGAUUGUGAAGAAGGACAACCAGGUAUUUUAAAUUGGACAGUUCCUUUAGAUGCACCAGAUUUACUUUAUUAUCAGUGUUUUUCAGAAAAAAACAUGGGAUGGCAGAUUACGGUGAUAAAUCAAACAUUUUUAACUGAUUUUGCAUAUAAAAACAUAAGUAACCAAAAUUUAUUCAUUAUGAUUUUGAGUAUACUUUUAUUCUGCCCAAAUAUCUAAAAAAUCAAAAACAUGAAAUAGAGAAUAAGAUAAUAACUUUUUUUUUGUUAUACAUACUUAAAUAUUUAACAUAAUUUUCUCUUUUGAAAUUUUUUUCAUUUCUUAAAUAAGAAUUCUAUAUGGAUAAAUUUUUGCAUGAUAAUAAUUAAUUAUGGAUAACAAUGACAAUAAAAUCGUUAUUUAUAGGAAAUUUAGAAUUAUUACAUGAUAAAUUAAGAAGACAUUGUGAAAAUGACAAUAAUUUAUAUUUUGUUAAUUAUACUAUUAAAAACAAUUAAUAAAAGCACAAAAAUAUUAGACAAUAAAAAAAAAAAAAUAAAUAAAAUGAAAAUAUCAACUCUUAUACAUAUAACGAACAAAAAUGACAAUAAAUUUAUUGAUAUUUUAAAAAUUGAAACUAGAAAAAAAAAGAAAAUUUUUACUGUCAAAAAUAUUGUAAUUGUAAUUUUAGAUUAUAAGUUUUAUCGAAAGAAAACAAUAAAAACUUUAAGCAAAUAAUAAAAACAAAAAAAAACAUCUGAAGAAAUAUUAGGCCUAGCUACAUAUUCAUUUGAAUUCAAGUGCAUUGAAAUUUCUAAAAACUAUAAACAGUAUCAAAAUUUAGAUAUUAAGUGAAUUAUUAAAAACAAAAAUUUCAUAGAUAUUUUUAUACAUUAUGUUUUUUUUUUCAGUAUGACUGUAGGGUGUCGUAGAAUAAAUUGCACAAAUUUUUCAAGUAAUACGAGUAUUAAUAAAUUUAUUCCAAUUGUUUUUUUUUUACAUGGUUAUGACGCUAUUCAUUAAAUAGGAUAGAUAUUUUGAAAUUUAAUAACAAUUUAGGAUAUUCAGCAAUUCAAAAUCUAUUGCAGAAUAAGUUAAGUUGGCAUUAGAUAGACUUCAUGUAUUGCAAACUGGAUUAAAAAGGAAUUAAAUCGAAUUUUAAAAAUUAAAAUAGAAAUAUUUUUAACGAAAUUAUAUGCAUACCUAUUUACGUUUGAAUAUAAUUUUUGGUUAUUUAUUUUUUAUCAUUACCAAUUGAUUAUACUCACCUUACAAAUAGUAAUACUCUGCUAAAAACCACAAAAUAAUAGAAUUUUAGAUUAGUCAAAAGGUUAAUACUUUUACGUUGCAUUUUGUGCACUUAAUUUUUUAUAUUUUUUGAAUAAACUCAAACCGAGAAAGAAAAUUUUAUGGAAACUGUUGAUUUGAUUGAUGAAAAAUUCUUGACUGUUAAUAAUUAACAAAUUAAAUUAAUAUAAAACUCACAUUGAAAUUUGA
This is a messenger RNA of Condylostylus longicornis, 3561 nucleotides long. RefSeq names its product protein Skeletor, isoforms B/C. The record is from RefSeq and is a predicted model, not a curated record. NCBI's taxonomy places the organism in Eukaryota, Metazoa, Arthropoda, Insecta, Diptera, Dolichopodidae. The transcript has 13 exons. Bases 175 to 2304 code for a protein of 709 amino acids.